Molecule: messenger RNA, 2565 nt
Organism: Protopterus annectens (West African lungfish)
Lineage: Eukaryota; Metazoa; Chordata; Ceratodontiformes; Protopteridae
Gene: PLK3
Product: polo like kinase 3
Exons: 15
Coding region: 124-2106 (660 amino acids)
Biological process (GO): mitotic cell cycle; protein phosphorylation; regulation of cytokinesis
Cellular component (GO): nucleus; centrosome; spindle pole
Molecular function (GO): ATP binding; protein binding; protein serine/threonine kinase activity
Source: RefSeq, a predicted model, not a curated record
UGAGGGGUUUCUGUUAGUCUGUGAACAAGUCUUACAAAGCAGUUGUUUGUGAACGUAGGCAGGUUUCGGCUUGACGGGAGCUGUUAUUGUUUUAUAACUGGUUGUUAUCCUGUGGUGUAAGGAAUGGAGUCGGCACUGCUUUUAUUACCACCACAUUUACAAACACCGGGAUCUCGGUGUUGCAUGUUACCGGCUCCGGUACAAAGGAGUGAGCCGCAGGAAGUGAUGGCUUUGUCUCAGCUGUCUUGUCGUCAGGAUACCGGCAGGACUGUAGAGCAGGCAACACGGAUUGUACGGGAUCCAAAUACCGGGAGGUGUUACUGCAAGGGCCGGCUACUGGGAAAGGGUGGAUUCGCUCGGUGUUACGAGAUGACUGACACUUUAAGCAGCAAGACUUAUGCUGUGAAAGUUAUUCCACAUAGCAGAGUGGCAAAGCCCCACCAAAGGGAAAAGAUUGUUAAUGAGAUUGAAUUGCACAGGGUCCUGCACCACAAACACAUUGUGAAGUUCUCACAUUAUUUUGAAGAUAGUGAAAAUAUCUAUAUAUUUCUGGAACAUUGUACUAGAAAGUCACUGGCCCAUAUAUGGAAAACAAGGCGCACAUUGACAGAGCCAGAAGUACGCUAUUACCUCAAACAAAUUAUCUCUGGGUUGAAAUACCUGCAUCACAGAGGGAUUCUUCACAGGGAUUUGAAGCUUGGUAACUUUUUCGUUAACGAGAGCAUGGAGUUAAAAGUUGGGGAUUUUGGACUGGCAGCAAGACUUGAGCCAAGAGACCUACGAAAAAAGACAAUUUGUGGCACUCCCAACUACUUGGCUCCAGAGGUUUUGAACAGAGAAGGCCAUGGACCAGAAUCUGAUGUUUGGUCGCUUGGCUGCGUAAUGUACACUUUGCUGUGUGGGACACCCCCUUUCGAGACUUCCAAUCUUAAAGAAACCUACAGGUGCAUUAAGCAAGUUGAAUAUGUUAUGCCAGUACACUUGUCAACCCAUGCAAAGCAGUUGAUCAGUGGGAUUCUGAGGCGCAAUCCAAACGACAGACUAACUUUGUCAGAGAUCUUGAGUCAUGACUUUUUCACAAAAGGUUACACCCCAGACAGGCUGCCCCCUAGCAGCUGUGUGAUAGUACCAGAGCUUACUCCUCCCCAUCCAGCCAAAAACUUCUUCAAAAAAGUUGCAAAGAGCUUGUUUGGAAAGAAUAAAUCCAAGGCAGAUACUGUAACGGAAGACAAGGAGAUCUCAAAGCUUGUUACCAGCCUUGUGAAGACUUCAAUCAGUAGACAGAUGAGCUAUAGAACUGAAGGAUAUGAGACCACAUUGCCGACUGGACAAGUGGCAAACUUUAGUCCUGUUGAGCCAGAGGAAGGAUCUGGAAAAUCCAGUUUACCUACAAUGAGAGGGACCAUGGCGAGCAGCAAUGAUUUGCUUGAGGACUGCAUCACUGCAUCUAGUGUUACAGAGUCUGCUGUUUCAUCUCUAAGGAACUGCUUGUCUGUUAUGCCCGCAGCCUUACGGAAUCCACAAUGUCUGUUCCGAUCGAAGCCUCUUCUUUGGGUGACAAAGUGGGUAGACUAUUCAAACAAGUAUGGCUUUGGCUAUCGUCUUUCCAGCAGGAGUGUUGGUGUUCUUUUUAACAAUGGGACACACAUGAGCCUCUCUGCAGACCAAAGAACUGUACACUACUACUUGACAAACGCUAAGUACUUUGCAUUUCCUGUGUCUGCCAUCCCUGAGCAGCUGAAAGAACAGAUGAGAGUCUUAAAGUAUUUUGCAGACUACAUGGAAAACCAUCUUAUGGAGGGUGGAGACUUGCCAAGUGCAGAAGAACAAGGUGCUUACCCUCUGCUGCUUUUACAGUGGGUGAAAACGGACCAUGCCUUGCUGAUGCUGUUCAGCAAUGGCACUGUUCAGGUUAACUUCUAUAAUGACCAUACAAAGAUUAUUCUGUACAAGCAGGAGCACUCUUCAUUUCUCACUUACAUCAACAAAGACAGAGUCUCCUACACGUACCCAUUGACUAGCAUUGCAGAGAAUGGCUGCUCACCAGAGCUUCAGCACCGAAUUACAUAUACUUUGAAACUGUUACAGCAGAGAGCAGACACCUAGUGUGGACAGAGGAAAUGGAUUACCAAUGUAGACCCUCCAUUAAUUCAUUGCUUCUUCUGUGGAGCAUCAUGAAUAACAAAGUUAUUGCUGAGAUGUCUCAGUGUUCUUUUUUUAUUUUCCCUUUAUUUUGUACUUUUGGCCAGUGUCUGGCCAUUAUCCGAACUCGGUUCCUGCAUGUGUGUAAUAAUUUGGAAGAUGCAGGUCUACACAAGUCUGAGAAAGGUGCAGGAAACCUCUCGUACUCUACUGCCGUAUAGAUUUGAUAUGUUCUCUGCAAUCUGGACUCUUAACUGAGAGGAAAGUCUGCUGUAAAUAUGUAUUUUGAAUAUCUGUAUAAACUGUUCAUUAAUGUGGAAAAUGGCCUUUUAAUAGGCUUUCUGAUUCUUUAUGUAUUCACUACUUGUAUGUAAACUAAACAUCUGGGAAAAUGAGAAGCCCCCCCCCCCCCCCAUGGGACUG